AUGCGCUUCUACAUUGCCUUUCUCGCUACAGCGGCGACGAUCCUUGUCAGCACCAACGCAGCCACCGUUGAUGCCCAGCACAACUGGGUUUCGAAAACGACCCCGGAACUGGUCACUACAACUCAUAUCGACGUUAAGCGCUCCCUACGCUCCCACCAGCACGAGGAUGAGAGCAAUGAUGACUCUGCCAGCCCGCAAGUAGACAAGGAAGAACGAGAAAACGGGAUAAUGUGGAACAAGUUGAUGAAAGAUAUCAAGGAUCCCAAUAAAUUCAUUAAGGCUGAUCUCACGCUACUAAGUGCCAAGCAGCUGAAGCAUAUCAAGAGUGUGCUUGAGAAACAAGAUCGAACGCAAAAGCAAGUAAGCAAGAAGUUGGGAAAUCAAAACUCCAAAUUCGUCGAGGAGUGGAAGGAGAGCUUCCGGGUAAGAAAGAAGCCAAAACCCCAGUGGUAG
Messenger RNA from Phytophthora infestans T30-4, 453 nucleotides. Its product is annotated as secreted RxLR effector peptide protein, putative. The transcript has a single exon. The coding region runs from base 1 to 453 and encodes 150 amino acids. The record is from RefSeq and is a predicted model, not a curated record. NCBI's taxonomy places the organism in Eukaryota, Oomycota, Peronosporomycetes, Peronosporales, Peronosporaceae.